Messenger RNA from Sungouiella intermedia, 1779 nucleotides. NCBI's taxonomy places the organism in Eukaryota, Fungi, Ascomycota, Pichiomycetes, Serinales, Metschnikowiaceae. The record is from the annotation of a GenBank genome assembly.
AUGUCUGACCCUGUUGUUGAGAAGACCCCAGUCGAAAAGACUUCAGUCGAAAAGACUCCAGUCGACGUGCAAAACUAUGACAACUCGGAAAAAACCGUCGAGUCUUUGUCUAAAGAAUCGGAAAAUGUUUACGACUUAGAAUCUGCUGAUUCAGAUGAGGGCAGAGAGCCCACCCCAGAGGAAAUGAAGAAGUUGAGACACGUUUCCGAGAAGAUCCCAAUUAGUUGUUGGCUUGUGGCCAUCGUCGAAUUGGCAGAGAGAUUCUCAUACUACGGAUUAUCUGUUCCUUUUCAAAACUACAUGCAAAAUUCCGCCCUGGACACUCCAAAAGGUGUGUUGAACUUGAAGAACCAGGGUGCCACCGCAUUGUCCUACUUCUGGCAGUUCUGGUGUUACGUCACUCCAGUUUUCGGUGCUUGGGUUGCUGACACCUACUUGGGUAAGUUCAAUACCAUCUGUGUAUUCUGUGGUGUUUACGUAGUGGGUAUCUUCAUUUUGUUCAUUACCUCGUUGCCUUCUAUUGCCAGCCACAACGUCUCUUUGGGAGGUUUCAUUGCUGCCGUCAUUGUCAUUGGUCUCGGUACUGGAGGUGUGAAGUCCAAUGUUUCUCCUUUGAUUGCCGACCAGAUCCCAAAGACAAAGCCUGUCAUCAAAGUGUUGAAGUCUGGUGAGAGAGUUGUUCAGGACCCUAACAUCACCAUUCAGAAUGUGUUCAUGUUUUUCUACCUCAUGAUCAACAUUGGAUCUUUGUCUGUCAUUGCUACCACCGAAUUGGAGGCUCAUGUCGACUUUUGGGCCGCAUACUUGUUGCCUCUCUGUUUCUUCGUCAUUGCACUUGUUGCCUUGUACGUGGGUAGAAACCAGUACGUCAAGGUUCCUGUCAAGGACAAGAUCAUCUCCAAAUCGUUCAAGGUGUCGUGGAUUGCUCUCAGAAACAAGUUCAACUUCGAUGCUGCUAAGCCAUCCUUCAACUCCACUGCCGGUUACCAAUGGUCUGACAAGUUUGUCGAGGAAGUCCGCAGAGCUUUCUACGCUUGUAAAGUGUUUGUCUUCUUCCCAAUCUAUUGGGUUGUUUACGGCCAGAUGCUGAACAACUUCAUCUCUCAAGCUGGUCAAAUGGAGUUGCACGGCUUGCCAAAUGACUUCUUGCAAUGUUUCGACUCCAUCACUAUCAUUGUGUUCAUUCCAAUCUUUGAGCGUUUCCUCUACCCAUUCAUCAGAAGAUUCACUCCCUUCAAGGCUAUCACCAAGAUUACUUGGGGUUUCUUCUUUGGUGCUGCUUGCAUGGUUUACGCUGCUGUGUUGCAACACUACAUUUACAAGUCUGGUCCAUGUUACUACUACCCUAAGGCAUGUGCUCCAGAGUACUCUAGCGUUCCAAACCAUGUGCACAUUGCUCUCCAGACUCCAGCAUACUUCUUGCUCGCUAUCUCGGAGAUCUUGGCCUCCAUCACCGGUUUAGAGUAUGCUUACACUAAGGCUCCAGUCAACAUGAAGUCUUUCAUUAUGUCGUUGUUCUUACUUACCAAUGCUAUUGGUUCUGCUCUUGGUAUUGCUCUUUCCCCAACUGCUGAGAAUCCAAAGUUCGUGUGGACAUACUCCGGUUUGGGUGUGUCUUGUUUCAUUGCUGGAGUUCUUUUCUGGAUCUGCUUCAGACACUACAACUAUAAGGAGGAUGAGUUGAACAACUUGGACUACAUCAACGAUGCUGAGUACGUGGAGGAGACAGGACUUGCACCUGUUGCAUCUCUUCAGCAGUCUUUGAGGGAAUUGCGUUAA